GUAUCCAGCUUAACUAUUCGAUUUAACGUUAGAAUGGGUAAAAAGAGAGAUCUAAGGGACUUUGAGCGUGGUAUGAUCGUCGGUUCCAGGCGCGCAGGGUCCAGUAUAUCACAAACGGCCGCCCUCCUGGGCUUUUCACGCACUACAGUGUCUGUGGUUUACCGAGAAUGGCGCGACAAACAAAAAACAUCCAGUCAGCGACAGUCCAGUGGGCGUAAACAGCUCGUUGAUAAGAGGGGUCGAAGGAGAUUGGAAAGAAUCGUGCAAACUAACAGGCGGGCUACAAUUAGACAAAUAACGGCGCAGUACAACAGUGGUGUGCAAAACUGCAUCUCUGAAUGCACAACUCGUCGAUCCUUGUCACGGAUGGGCUAUUGCAGCAGACGGCGGGCACACGAGGAGUGGAAAAACACCGCCUGUGUAGAUAAGGUACGGGAACUUGUCCUGGACAACAGCCAAUCAAAUGAAGGGAAAAUCGAAGGCCUCACAGAAGAAUUCGUCAAUCUGGAAUUCCUCAGUUUGAUAAAUGUUGGCUUAUUCUCAGUUUCCAACCUUCCCCGACUUGGGAAACUCAAAAAGUUGGAACUCGUUGACAACAGAAUCUCUGGUGGCCUUGACAUGCUAGCAGAGAAACUCCCCAACCUCACACAUCUAAAUCUAAGUGGGAACAAACUGAAAGACAUCAGCACAUUGGAACCUUUGAAAAAGCUGGGCAGCCUGAAGUGUCUGGACUUGUUCAACUGUGAGGUGACCAACCUGAACGACUACAGGGAGAGUGUGUUCAAGCUGCUCCCUCAGCUUACCUACCUGGACGGGUACGACGCGGAGGACCGGGAGGCGACCGACUCGGACGGAGAGGUGGACGAUGACGACGAUGAGGGAGAGGAUGAGGACGUAGAGGAGGAAGACUUUGACGAGGAGGAUGAUGACUAUGAAGAGGAGGGAGUAGUAGUAGGAGAGGAUGAUGAGAUCAGCGGAGUUAAGGAGGAGGAAGAUCUCGGCAUUGAUGGUGAAGUUGACGAAGAUGAGAUCAAGGCUGUCAAAGGAGAGAAGAGAAUGCAAGAGCCUGACAACGAUGAUUAUGAGGAAAAACCGACAGCCUAUCAAGUUACCAACCCCUUCCCUCUCCACCCUGACACCCACCCUGCCUACGCGACGUCUCUCUCCCAGCUUUGAGCCCGUCUAGGGCAAGACUGUACCAGAUGGUUGGUUCGAGUGGAGCUGCCUGUGCCCCAUGGAAUCGAGAGACAUUCCCAAGGUUCUCAAGCAGCGCACUACUUCGCAUUCCACAAUUUCACUGUCAACUCCCCUUUAUGUAUACCUGUGUGAGGACUUCAGGAUUGGUAUUUCAUUUUGGGUCUGCGCUUUUAAUAUUUUUGUUGGAUGAAUUAUGAAUACAUUGUUAGGUUUAUUUCUUACCCCUUUGUCUGCUUUAUCUUUAUUUUUUCCCCCCCAAUAAAAUUGCUAUAGCAACUGUGCGACAAGCGAGCUGUGAUUUUGUGUGGCCGCCUGUUGCACAAAUCAAGGUUAUAGCUACAUUUUUUUUAAACUUUCUGUAUGACCAAGCUUUGUAAAUAAAAUGUUUACGUUUUGCGCUAGUGA
Molecule: messenger RNA, 1602 nt
Organism: Salvelinus namaycush (lake trout)
Lineage: Eukaryota; Metazoa; Chordata; Actinopteri; Salmoniformes; Salmonidae
Product: acidic leucine-rich nuclear phosphoprotein 32 family member B-like
Exons: 8
Coding region: 34-1176 (380 amino acids)
Biological process (GO): regulation of apoptotic process
Cellular component (GO): nucleus
Molecular function (GO): histone binding
Source: RefSeq, a predicted model, not a curated record